CCUCGCGUAAGAUCAGGCGCGUGGGUGGAGGCAUGCCAUGACGCAUUUUGAUCUCCUACAACUCCCAGUCGCCUAUCAUCUCUUUCAUCUCAUUCUCCUUACACUUCUAACCCCCUAUCCCAGCACAAUGCCGAGAAGACUGCUCUAUUCGUUCGCCCAAUUCUACAACUCCAACUUUGAGCGCCGGCCCACCGCGACGCUUAUCGUCACUAACGGCGUCUUGAACAGUGUCGCCGAUAUCCUCGCCCAAUCAUCCAGUAUCCUCCUCCACAAACCCACCGUCCAAAACCCCCUUCCCCCGACAUACGACCCCGCCCGUACCCUGCGCUUCGCCGUAUUCGGCAUGGCCAUGGGCCCCAUCAUCGGACGCUGGAUGCGGCUCCUGGAAAAGCGGAUCCCGAUGCCGAAUGUGAGCCGGGGCGGGGGGCUGACGCUGCCGGGAGAGGUGGUGAGGAAGAAGGGUGGGGAGGGGGUGCAGCUUGCGAAGAGGGUGUUGGCGGAUCAGGUCGUCAUGGCGCCGAUCGGUUUGUGUCUCUUUGUGGGGUCGAUGGGUAUCAUGGAAGGUCAUUCCCAGCUGGAGAUAAGCGAGAAAUUCCGAGACAUCUACUGGGGUAAACUUUCUCCCAUUUGUUCCUCUUCCCGCACCAGACUGACUGACUCAACUCUACAGCCGCCCUGUUUGCCAACUGGAAGAUCUGGCCCCUCAUCCAAACGAUCAACUUUAAACUCAUGCCCAUCCAAUACCGUGUGCCCUUCCAGAGCACAUGCGGUAUCGCUUGGACGCUCUAUCUCAGUCUGCUCAAUGCCCAGUAGGUCGCUCCUCCUUCGUUCGGAAAAUUCGGAACGAGGCCGAGGAGAAGGACAUGGACAAUGAAGGGAAUGAGGGCUGAUGACUGAAUCAGGGAUAACAAGGUCCUUGAGCAGGAGCAUCAUGUCAAACAAGUUUGAGUUUUGUCUUUGGAUAGUUUCUGGAACGUGGUAAUGCUGCGAUAGAGGGCGAUACCAGACGUCUUUGACAGGCCCCGAGAUAGGAAUUCCUAAGGCGCAAUGCCACGGCAGGCCUGCAUGUAUUUGUAUCACCAAGAUCUCUUCAUCUCCCUCUAUCUUUCUUGCGCCUGUGUGACACACCUUUCCGCCUUUUGCGAACAAUUUAAAGGUACUCGUAGUACUUUUGGAUGUAUGAACAAAAGAAGCAAGCCUCGACUGUUGAGUUUGGACUGACUUAUGGAGCGAAAAGACGUUGAUGAUUCCACCUUCACCGCU
Molecule: messenger RNA, 1263 nt
Organism: Cryptococcus amylolentus CBS 6039
Lineage: Eukaryota; Fungi; Basidiomycota; Tremellomycetes; Tremellales; Cryptococcaceae
Exons: 5
Coding region: 38-874 (278 amino acids)
Cellular component (GO): cytoplasm; membrane
Source: RefSeq, a predicted model, not a curated record